GGAACCUGGUACAGUCGGAAGUGCUUCCUGCGUCCCGUCUGGUCGGUCUCCUGAGGCUAGAGGACCUCAGGUGUGUCAGCGUCUGGGACCAGGGAACUUCUGCUGUCCAAGAGUUUGAGUUCCUCAGUCUACAUUCCAAUCCUGUGGAAUGAGGGAGGAGCCGGUUAGGCCUGAUUCUGCGCCUGAGUUCUCAAGGAAAACCCAGACUCUGCCCCGGGGAACAAACUGAUUCCUGAGCUUGAGGACAUCAGCAAGUGUGAAGAGCAGAGAGUGGCAAGAAUGAGAGGGGCGUCAUUCUACAUACACAGGAGAGCAAUUUCCCGCAGUUCAUUGAAAUCGAGGAACAUGAUAAGGAGGUGGCUGGUUAUUUUUAUCCUUUUUCCCCUGAAGCUCGUAGAGAAAUGUGAGUCCACCGUCAACUUCUCUGUUCCUCCCACCGUGAAGCUGGAAAAUGGAAGCUCCACCAACGUCAGCAUCUCCCUCCCGCAUCCUUUAAAUGCAACCUUGCUGAUCACUUUUGAAAUCACAUUUCGUUCAAAAAACGUUACUAUCCUUCAGCUCCCUGAUGAAGUUGUGGUCCCUCCCGGCGUGACAGAUUCCUCUUUUCAAGUGACGUCUCAAAAUGUUGGACAAGUUACCACUUACCUGCACGGAAAUCACUCCAACCAGACCAGCCCAAGGAUACGCUUCUCCGUGAUCCACAGCAAUGUCGUCAGCAUCUUAAACCAGGUGAUCGGCUGGAUCUACUUUGUGGCCUGGUCCAUCUCCUUCUACCCACAGGUGAUCACCAACUGGAGGCGGAAAAGUGUCGUGGGUCUGAGCUUUGACUUUGUGGCCCUGAACCUGAUGGGCUUCGUGGCCUACAGCGUGUUCAACAUCGGCCUCCUCUGGGUGCCCUCCAUCAAGGAGCAGUUUCUCCUCAAAUACCCCAAUGGCGUGAACCCCGUGGACAGUAAUGACGUCUUCUUCAGCCUGCACGCGGUCGCCCUCACCCUGGUUAUCAUGGUUCAGUGCUUCCUGUACGAGCGAGGCAACCAGCAGGUGUCCUGGCUGGCCGUCAGCUUCCUCGUGCUCUCCUGGCUCUUCACACUCAUCGCCCUGAUCAUGGCCGCAGUCAGGGCCAUCACGUGGCUGCAGUUCCUCUUCUGCUUCUCCUACAUCAAGCUGGCAGUUACGCUCGUCAAGUAUUUUCCACAGGCCUACUUGAACUUUUACUACAAAAGCACUGAGGGCUGGAGCAUUGGCAACGUGCUUCUGGACUUCACUGGGGGCAGCUUCAGCCUCCUGCAGAUGUUCCUCCAGUCCUACAACAACGACCAGUGGACGCUGAUCUUUGGAGACCCGACCAAGUUUGGCCUCGGCAUCUUCUCCAUCUUCUUCGAUGUUGUCUUCUUCAUCCAGCAUUUCUGCUUGUACAGAAAGAAACCAGGGCUUCAGGCAGCACACAGGGCUUCUGGCAGCCGUCCCAGGCAGGAUUGAGCACUGAGCUUGAAGCCAAAGGCCUGGCCCCAAGCAACCAGUGUUUCUGGGAGCAGCUUGAAGGACUGACCUUGCAGCUGGGAGAGCCAAGGGUGCUUUGCUGCCACUGCUGUGUUCAGAGACCAAGCAGCCAGGUGCCGUGGCCAAUAGACCCGAGGUGCUGGUGCCGGUGGCAGGGGGGCUAGGACUUUGGGGUUAGGCCUUGGGGUCCCUCCUCUGAAGGCUACAUUCUCUGAGCACUCACUGUCCUGACACUCAUUCCAUGUAAAUCCACUUCCACGACUGCAAUCACAGGUGGCCCAGGCCAGGCUCUGGUAAAGAAACAGUAUUUUUGAGCCUUGAGGUACCCAACAGAUUGGUUCAGAACCGGGCUCACAUCCAAUACUCUCUGGAUCCUUAUCACACUAACGACGAUCCUUUUGGAUUUUUCAGAGGGAUGUUUUGGAAGUGAGUGGCUUACUUUCUUUUGCUUCUGCCUAUCUCCACUUACUCAUAGUCAGGCCCCAAGCCCCUCCAACUGCUCCUUACCCCGAGUCUGGAGUACAGGACACACACACACACACCAGUCUGUGCCUUAGAUGCCUGUUAGACUUGCCAGGUGGUGAAAACAGCUCCCCUGACGGGGAGGGCAGGCCCCCUUCCCUCCCCAGACCCCUACCUGAGACUCACCAAUUUGUGGCUGUUCACGAGCCUCAGAUAAGGACUUAAGACCACCUCACACAAUCCUUAUGGGCCCAACCUGAUCCCAAAGCCCCUCCCCUUUCCCACUCCAAGCAGUUGUCCUUCCUUUGGAGGAGGGGAGGGGAGGGGAGGGUCCCAGGACGUGCCUUGUACAUGCCACGAGCUUGUCAAUCCACUCUCAUAGCUGUUAACCAUGAGAUCAACAUGAAGGGCUUCUGUCCUUAAUUAAACCUGAUUCAUUUCCUCUGCACACAGCAUUUGCCAG
Kogia breviceps (pygmy sperm whale) is the source of this 2425-nucleotide messenger RNA. It is a transcript of the gene CTNS, whose product is annotated as cystinosin, lysosomal cystine transporter. Gene Ontology annotation, biological process: L-cystine transport. NCBI's taxonomy places the organism in Eukaryota, Metazoa, Chordata, Mammalia, Artiodactyla, Physeteridae. Gene Ontology annotation, molecular function: L-cystine transmembrane transporter activity. The record is from RefSeq and is a predicted model, not a curated record. Gene Ontology annotation, cellular component: lysosomal membrane.